Messenger RNA from Vicia faba (fava bean), 633 nucleotides. The record is from the annotation of a GenBank genome assembly. NCBI's taxonomy places the organism in Eukaryota, Viridiplantae, Streptophyta, Magnoliopsida, Fabales, Fabaceae.
AUGUCUUCUGGAACGGCAACGGGGAUUCAGGGGGCAACCUUUGGAGACGGUGGAAAACAUCCGGUGUUUCAAGAGAAGUUCGUUGUGCCGCUGAUCGAAGGUCUUCGCGAAUUCACUGUUGUUGUUUGGAACAGCAAUAUCCUCACAUUCGAUGGUUUUAUAGGAACGGGAAAGGUUCAAUUGAACAAGGUUUUGUCUCAAGGUUUUGAUGAUUCUUCUUGGCCGCUUCAAACCAAAUCUGGCAGGCACGCAGGUGUUAUAGCUAUUGAUCUUGCCAAAGACAUGCUUCAAGUUCAUAGAAACGCUUAUGCUGUUGUUGUACCUGCAGAAAUGGGUUCCGGAAUAAUGGAAGUGUUACAGUGUUUGGCUUCGGUUGGUAUUGAAAAACUCUCAAUGCAGGCAAAUGAGUUAAUGCCACUGGAAGAUAUCACAGGGAAGACAAUGCAACAAGUUGCAUGGGAAGCUAUGCCGGCCUUAGAGGGAACCGAGAGGCCAUGUCAUUUGCGACAAGAUAUAGUAACAGGUCAAGAUACUACAUGUGUGCAAAGGGACUUGAAAGGGACACACAACAAAAACAGUAACUCUUACUUCACUCCCUUUCCUCAGUCUAUGCACAAGCACCUUGUUUACUAA